This is a messenger RNA of Oncorhynchus masou masou (cherry salmon), 1643 nucleotides long. RefSeq names its product trace amine-associated receptor 13c-like. The record is from RefSeq and is a predicted model, not a curated record. Gene Ontology annotation, cellular component: membrane. The transcript has a single exon. Gene Ontology annotation, biological process: G protein-coupled receptor signaling pathway. NCBI's taxonomy places the organism in Eukaryota, Metazoa, Chordata, Actinopteri, Salmoniformes, Salmonidae. Gene Ontology annotation, molecular function: trace-amine receptor activity. The coding region runs from base 55 to 1014 and encodes 319 amino acids.
GAAGGUCAAACACAGAACCAAGCAGGAGCAGCAGGACCUCAGCAUUUGUUACAAAUGGAGAAAUAUGAAGAUGUUCAAUACUGUUUUCAAGACGAAAACUCUUCUUGCAGAAAGGCUUUGCUAUCGACAUCUAUCUACAUAACACUGUACAUCUUCUUCUCAUUGAUUUCAGCAGUUACAGUAUUUUUGAACCUACUGGUGAUCAUCUCCAUCUCUCACUUCAAGCAGCUCCACACUCCAACCAACCUGCUCAUCCUCUCUCUGGCUGUGUCAGAUCUCCUGGUGGGACUGAUUGUGAUACCAGUAGUGACUGUAGCAUUAUUGGAAUCAUGCUGGGGUUUUGGAGAAUAUUUCUGUGUGUUUCACGUCUACAUUACUUUUUUAUGUACUUCUUUAUCUCUGGGUAAUUUGGUCUUGAUAUCUAUUGACCGCUAUGUUGCCGUGUGUGAUCCCUUAUUGUACCACUCUAAAAUAACAACAACAAGAAUGAUGUGUUGUAUAUUCAUUACCUGGUGUUGUUGUAUCAUAUACCGUGCUGCUAUUGUAAACAGCUUUGUCAAUGUACAGGUACCCAGUAGGUGUUUAAAAGAAUGUUUUAUUGUUGACGGAAUAAUCUCGUUUAAUAUAAUUUACAUUGUAAUUACAAUGGUUGUCCCUUGCUCUAUUAUUAUAACACUUUAUAUGAACAUCUUUGUGGUGGCCAGAUCACAGGCCAGAAAGGUAUUUUCAAAAGAGACCAACAGUGAGUCUGGUGUUAAAACUCUACAGGCAAAUAAGUCUGAGAGAAAAGCAGCAAAAACUCUGUCUAUUGUUGUUGUCAACUAUUUCAUUUGUUGGAUUCCAUCUCUAUUUAUUUACUUUUUUUCCUCUUUUUUAGUUGACAUUUUAUCAUAUUUCAUCAUUUUUAUGCCACUUGUUAAUUCCUUAAUUAAUCCAAUAAUUUAUGCUUUCUUUUAUCCAUGGUUCAAAGUGACAGCUAAACUUUUAUUAAAUUUGAAGAUAAGACGUUCAUAGUUCCUAUAAUUUUAUUCCCUAGGUUGGCAAACAUAGGUUUGAUAUAGUUUUGAUCUACAAUUGUUGUAUUUACUUAUUUCAUAUAGCAAUGCUCUGACAUUACUUAUCUCAGUGUUGUCGUCAUAGAUACAAGUGGUGUUGAUAGUGAAUGAUUUGUCUGGAUUGGAAUGGAAUGACUUGGAGAAUGCAUAAGAUUGAAUAAGCUUGUUUUAUAAAAGACAUUGUAGUCAUUGUGGAUUGUGUUCUCCAAAUACCUAAGGCUGUGGUUGUUCCAUGUUACUUAAUGAUAAAUAGUAUGUAAGUGUUCUAAUAGCACAUUCUGAGGACUUUAUGAGUCAUUCUAUAUGUCGUUUAACAUCUCCCUCUAGUGGCUCAAUUGUGACCCAAAGUAUUCAUCAAGUGCAGUAAAGUUGAAGUGUACAAUACUGCAUGAUAUCACACAACGUCCUGAUCUAAAUAACUGCUGUAUUGUGGAAGUAGUUGAUGGAAAAAUGUAAGAAUAUGCAAUUAUGGGUAACACUUUAUAAUAACAUUCAGUAAUAAACCAUUUGAAAGGCAUUUACAGUUAUUUCACCAUUUAAUAUUAAGGCCUCAUUUGUGAAAUGUUAUUCGGCUAGGUUUUCACACCU